UUUGUAACCCAGUGGUGCCCGGGAAAACUCGAUGUUCUCUGCACAAGCAAUGACGGCAGCGAGUGCAGUCUAAUACAAUGAACGGGGUAACGCGGGGAACUUGGGAGCAAAGGGCGCGGAGCAGGACGGCCUCAGGCAGCGGCGAGCCGGGCGGCACCAGUGCCACGGGCGGUGAGACAGCCACGCGUUUCCUAGGGGAUCCCUCCCGCCGCGUUCCCUCCGGUUCCCGGAGGGAUCGGCCCCGCUCCCGGCGGGAUCAGCCUCUUUCCCGGCUCCCCGUGCCCCCGGCUGCCGCAGGCCCCGGCGGCCUGAGGGGCGGCGGCCCGGAGAGCGCUGCAGGUGCCGUGUGGCGGCCGCAGCAACGCCGGGAGAAAGGCCGAGAACACGGCCUCGGGCAUUUAAGAUGCUCUUAAAAAAGUUAGGACUGUGCUCACAAACUGACGAUCUGCUCUGCAGAGAAGCCGGAAGAACAUCUCAGUAUCACAUCGCAGGUUUAUUUUAUGAGAUUCUGCAAGAAAGUGUUCUGAUUCUCAGUGAUUAGCUUUGAGUAACUUGUUCUUGCUAAUUAAAAAUGAACCAAAUGAAAUUAAUAUAUCGACCUGCGAUCCCACGGGACAGCCCUCAAUAUUGUUUUGUCUACAAGAACUAAAUAAAAAGAAGAUAAACCAAUUCACCUCUUUUUUAUCCUGCCAGUUCUUCACUUCUGCUUGAAAUGGCCAAGCAAAAUUCUCCAUCACUAGCUGAAGUUGUAAAACGAGUUGCAGAGCAGCAGCAGUCACAGGUGUCAGACAUAGAAAAAAGCAAAACAGUUCUUUUCCAAUUGCAGGCAAAGUGCCAGGAACUAGAAAGAGAAAUGAAUUCUAUUCUGUUAGAAACAAAGACAACAGAAAGGGAAAUACAUCUGCAAGAUGAUGCCAUAGAAGUGACAAAAUAUCGCUGUGAAAAUCUAGAAGCCCAAGUCAGAGCCCUGUAUUCUGAAAAUUUAAAAUUGAGGUGUGAGGCAGAAACAGUACAAGAGGAGUUUGAAAUGAUACUUGCAAGAAAUAAUGAAUAUCGGGAAAAAAUAAAGGAUCAUAAACAUCUUUUUUGGGAGAUGGAAAGUAAAUUGCCAGUUAUGAUUGAACUUGCUAAAAAGAAAGCAGUUGUGGAAGAAUUAAAGGCAAAGAAAGAGGAGUUAAUAUGUGAUCUCCAGAAUCCACAAGGAUAUGUUAUAAAACAAGUGCAGGAAGAAAUCACACUUUUAAAAAGUGAAAUCACAACAUUGAGAGAUUUCAUCAAUAAAAAAAGAGAUCUGUUGGAAGAAGAGAACAAAAAGCAUGCUAAGCUUAGAAAGGAAAUUGAGGUACAGAAUAAGAGAUAUGAUGCUAUAUUAAAACGUUUGCAUUGCCAACUGAACAAAGUUCAGUCAAAUAAAAGACAAUGGCACUGGAACAUUCAGCAGUUGGAGAAGAAGGCUGCAGAACUAAGAAAGUGUCUUGGAGUAGCAGAGUUACAAAACAUCAUGUAACAAACUUAACAAAGAUAUAAUGCACAUAAUCUUUUCCAGGCAGGGGAGUUUUUUCUGGAAAUGCUACAAAUCUUAAAUAGCCUGAUAACUGGGCCAGGCCUCAGUGAUUUCUUUCUUUUUAAUGUUUUUCUCUUUCAUUUUGUGGCUUAAACUAAUAGUCACAAUAAUGAGCUGGCUGUUCAGGAAUAACUUAGCUGUUCAGGAAGAAAGUUACUGACACUUCCAGGUGUUUUCAAAAUAUGUGUCAUUUUUAUCUAAAAAGUUAUUUGAAAGUAAACCAAACAAGAUUUGGGAAGUUCCUUCAUAUUUCAUUUGGUCUCUGAAGGUUGGGAUAUACCCUGCUUUUCCUACAGAGAAAUUAAUAUUGGUAUCUAUUUGCACUCCUGAGACACCAAAGUUCUUUUAUCUUUUAUCCAUAUCCCUUUUUAUUGCAACUUGCUAAGGAACUGGGAAAGCUUUGAUGGCCCGUAUUUUGCUCUGCAGUCUGCCAGGAUGUUUUGGCAUGGGGGCCAAAGGCUGUCCAGGUGUAAAAGGCUUUGGAACAAGUAUGCUCAGAACUGGACUUCAAAUUAUCUGACUUCAACUGGCCUAAUAGAUGUUAGCAAAGAGGAGUGAGUAGUACCACAUCUGGUACCUAUAGCUUGUAAAAUAGAACAAUUCACCCUCAAGAAACAGGAAUACAUUGUAGAUUGAUGAUAGAGGAAUUUAUUGUCUAGAGGAUUUUAACUAAUAUCAGCCAUCUAACAUCUUGGUACUUAAUGAUCUAAGAUGACGCAACAUAAAUGCCAAUGUAUUAAAAAUUCUUGUUAAAACAGUAGUGAACAGCAGCCAUUUCCCUUUACUUUCUUUUUAUUUUUAUAUUGCUUGGGGGGAUUUGAAGAGUUCACAAUACUUUCCUUACUCUUACACUUUAAGGCAGUUGUUCUGCCUCGACAUAACUUGUAAUGUUUAUCUGUUCUAUGAAAGUAGCUUUCUAUUUAAGGUGUUGUCUUGAAUAAUUUAGAUUUACCUUUACUUAUGAAUAUAAAAUGAAGACUAUUGAAGAAUAUAAAAAUUGACUAUUUACUGUGAAAAAUUUUAAACUCCUUAUAUAUUGUUAUCUUAGGGUACUAUUCUUACCUUCAUAUAUUAAUGUAUAUUUACAUUGACCUUAAUAUGUUAUUUCACUUAAUAUAAAGUUAUUUUAAGCAAUAUCCUGAUUCAUUAAGGCUCUCGUUCAACAUUGUUAGUCUCUCAAGACUUUUUUGCUCAGUCUUUUUCCUUUGCAAUAAUAUGAACCAGGCUGCUUUCAUUACAGUAAAAAAGUAGAAAUAAAACCCCCGAUAUCCUAAUCUAUAGUAACAGUAUGUCCUGAAUAUUGAGUCUUACUGUGUAUGUAGCGCAAAACUGUAAGAUUACAAUUGUUUAUCCCUACACAGAGCAAAAUAGCAUCCAUUUUUGGCAUGUGUGUCUUCUAGAAAGGGUCCAGAUCUGAAAAGUUGGAGAAUUUACUGUGUUAUUGUUAAUUUCAGCGAUUAACUGCUCUUCUUCUAUUUUGCAUGAUUCCUAGUUUCCGUUUAUUCAUCUAUCAAAUGAAAUGAGUGUACUUUAUAUCAAGUACAAUGAUAUAAGUAAAAAUACUGAUGUGCUGUCUUCUUGAUGGGUUAAAUAGUUCAAGCCUUUUAAAGAUAUUGAUUAUCAGAUCUGACCAACAGCUUUAGCUUAAUGUAUCUCCCCCAAAGUGGUACAACAUCCAAUAUUUUCAGGGUCAUAAGAUGAUGUACCCUUAGGUAUGCCUUUUACCACUGAUAUUGUCUUGGUUUUAUUUUUAGUUUCUCAUUAGUUCUGCUCCAGAACAAUUCAAAAUAUCAAAAUCUGAUUUGUAUCUUACUUCAACUAAAUUCACUUUGACAUCUGCUACCAUGGUCUAAUAUUACAGUUUAGCCUUGCAUUUAUUACCAGUUGAAAACAACUAUAGCAUACAAUCCAAACCUUCUUAUGUAAGAACAAUAUCACACCUAUGUUUUUCUUUCUGACUAAUGAAGAUGUUCAUUAUUACUUGCCUGGGAAUUAGGACGGUUUCGGCAUUAUCAACACAUGUACAGAAUGACUCACUCAUCUCAAAUAAAUACCUUGGACUUAUAUCUUC
Molecule: messenger RNA, 3635 nt
Organism: Vidua chalybeata
Lineage: Eukaryota; Metazoa; Chordata; Aves; Passeriformes; Viduidae
Gene: CCDC122
Product: coiled-coil domain containing 122
Exons: 4
Coding region: 713-1507 (264 amino acids)
Source: RefSeq, a predicted model, not a curated record